GCAUAUACAUACAUGAAUCAAUAAUAUAUGCAGAAAAGAUCAUAUGAACAAUGUGAUUUACAUGUGUUUUACUCAUGUGUUAUGCAUGAAUCCUCUGCGUCAGAGCGCUGAAGCCCCUCCUGUGCCCAGCACGACCACGCGCUCAGAUAACACGCAGCGCACCCGCUCCGCGCGCACUCGGUGUUUGAUGCUUGUACCACAUGCUCGACUGAUGUAACGCGUUAAAGAUCUGCAGAUUUACGUGGGAUCCAAGUUUUUGUUCUAAAAAGCGGCCUGGACACGUUUGGAGACGUCGACUGGACACAGCCUGUUUCGGAAAUGCGUUGCGAAUUGUUACUUAUUUUUUAAUUAAGGCCAAAGGCAGCAGUCACAACGAAGCCAUUAUCAUGCAAGGAUACGCCCAGAGGUCAAAUCGGCAACUUCUGCCUAGGUACCAGGAACCACCGCCGCCUUAUCCACAAAGGAAUUCCCAACACAGUCAACAGCAAGCACAGUUCAACCCCCAACCUUACUCCACAGAGCAGGCAAGACAUUGCAACGGACAACAAAGGGUUGUAAAUAACUGGAAUGCGCAUCAAGCUGUAUGCUCGGAUGCCUUUGCUCCCGCCUUCCAACAGUGUGACGGUCGCUAUGGUGCAAACCAGACCUUACGCCAACAACCGCCCACAAGACACCAGCUACACCACAAACCUUCAAAUGUGGCCCACAACGCUGAAGGGCAAGCACCCGGCAACCCUAAUGGCAAUAAUAGAUUUUAUGGUCAAUUCAACAUACAGUCAAAUUUAUAUGUUGCCUCUCAUCAGAACUACAGAAACACAGAGACAUUGAUGAUGUACACCAGCUCUAGUCAACAUCAUGCAUAUGGGACUUGUCAACAACUUCAGCCUAGACCAGAUCACAUCUAUCCUCAGCAUCCUCAACAGUUGCCUGGACAACACUCGGGUCAACAGCAGACUGCGCCGACAUCUGGACACACCUUGCAUUACAACCCCGCUGCCCAAAACAGAACAACGAUGCAGAGAAUGAUCAACAACCAAGCUCAGAGCAGAACGGCAGUCGGAUAUACAUCACCCAACUCUGUCCCGCUGCCACCUUCUGGACCGCACAGGAAUAUUUCACCACCCUCCAAUAACGUUCAACAGAGCCGACCAGAACUGAUGUCAAACACAAAUCCAAAUGUGUUGUCUGCUCAGUCUCAGAACAAUCGAAGCAGCGCUGGGCAUUCAACUGCAGACGCUAACGUUCAAACAUGUUAUGUUAAUCAAAACGCUCAAAACCAGACGGCGCCCAACAGUGAAGCCCAGUUGAACCCCACCUGCCGACCUUUUAACUUGAAUUAUUAUUUAAAAUCGAAAAUGUAUGAAAUUCUGCGUUCACAGAAAGAAGAACAAGAUUUGAAGAACAAAUCAACAACCACUCAGAACCAGUCGGAUGUCGGUCCUGCCAACGAGACCGACCAGAACUCUCAUUUACGGCAAAUUUUAUCAGAGCCAGAUUUACAGUCUGCAGCUGAACCGCCGCCCAAACGAAUGAACUUUGGUCAAACUCAGACGUACUACUUGAAGAAGUUACCCUCCAAAAACACAAGCGGGUUGCAGUCUGCCUUACCUGGCACCCACCGGAUGGCUGUACACGAACAUAACAGCACUGGAAAUGGACACGGUGGGCAAAAGCAAAAUGAGAUUCAGUACGUUACUGACCCAGCCGAAUGUCUUGAAGCUGUGUUGGCCAUACAGAAGUCGUUUCAGAAAGUUCACAAAGCCGUAGCAAUCGUCCCACCCAUUUCCCUUCUAAAUGCAAACACCGAGUGGACAGAUGAUGCAUACACGAAGACUGAUGACAGUCCACCUUUAAAGAUUGAUCUUGUGUGGUCGCUCGCUAAAGAAUCUGAUUCACAAAGCCCCAUCACAACAGAAAAAAAUGGAAAGCCGCUGUCUGAAGACUCCUCGCCUAUGGUUGAGCAGGACGACAGAAUGAGCCCUGAAAGUAAGACCACGAACACUGCAGACUCUUGCGUGACGGAAAAUUCAGAUUCGUUUUCUGUUAAUCCAACAGCGGGGUGUGUAAAUGACUGUGAUUCAAGUGAUGCUGCAUUUGAAUUGUCCAAUUGUCCGGUGGUUACAUACACGCUGGGAAACCUGAGGAACUUAGUAAAGUCUUUGGAGAUGACCGAGUCAUCUGCUCAACGUCCAGAGAAACCUGGAGGUGUUAGCAACCGGAUCUUGGACCUCUACUGGAAUGGAGACACGGAGUACCUUAAAAAGCAUUUAAAAGAACUGCGUAAAGUGAGAUCGUACUUUGAUGUAGAAAGUGUGAAAGAUGACACAUCUGUGGUGUUUGCAAGCAUCACACAUGAAGAAAUUAAGAAAGUGACUCAUUGCGAGAUCGUCACCGAUGAGCUCUGUUCAUCCUUUGAGGAGUACAGGUCUUCGUGGUUAAAUGUUGAUGGCCAGCCAGCGGAUAUCGCCAAGGUGCUUUCAGAACCGCUUUCGGAUUACAUCACUGUCUCGAAGGAGGCGUCAGGUAACGUUUCUGUCCCCGCAGACAACUUAGGUGUGAAUUCCCUAAAAGACCCUGAAGUUACACCUUUUAAUGUAAAUGAGCGUGCAAAACCAGACUCUGAAAGUCCUGGAAGUAUUUUCACACCUUCUGCAGGAAUUGGCAGGACGGACACCAAGAACAAAGAGCAUUCAGAUGCAGAAAAUUCUGGUGUCACGCCUCUUUGCAGUGUCCCCAGUGAACAAGAAACAUUUGAGAACCAAGGUGACAACAUGCAAAGCCACAAGCAUCUAAACCCAAAUCCUCCCGCAGACCUUUCGCCCUCGGCAGACACGUCUUCAGAACAGAGAGACGAUACCACAACAAAAGAAAGUUUAAGUCAAGACAAUUUAACUAUCGGCCAGAAUGAAUCUGUUCCAAACAUUGAGCAACAAGUACAUUUGGACUCUAAGACUCUACUUCAUGAUCAUUUGCCUUCGCCAGAUUUACUUCCUGCGUGCUCUGGAGAUAAACCUUUGCAAUUGGUCAACGCUGUUUCAGAUGCUGUAAAAGAUAUUGAAGAGAUCUCCACCACGAAGCCCAGUAGUAACUUUAUAAGCAUAUGGCAGGUUGAAGAUAUUUCUGAUGAUAGUAUGGAUGGUAUGGCGACCCAUUCUAACUAUGCAGACACGAUGCAAGUAGAAAAUAUUUCUGAAGAUGAAAAUUCAGAUAAUAUGGAGAUCUUUACAAACACCACAGGCACAUUGCAGGUAGAAAAUACUUCUGAAGAUGAGAAUUCAGACAAAACGGAGGCAAUUACGAACUCCACACACACAUUGCAAGUAGAAAAUAUUUCUGAAGAUGAGAAUUCAGACAACAUGGAGGUCGUUACAAAAUCUACAGAUAUACGUCUUGUGGAGGACAUUUCAAAUGAUGAAAAUUCAAGCGACGAUUCCUUGUUGAUGGAUGUUACAGUGUUGUCAUCCGAGGAAGCGUUAACAUUUUUCCAACAGUUAGAAAAGAAAUCUACUCACUCCAGUGUCGACCAUCCAAAGCUUAUGGCAUCCUCACCCAAUCAGCCUAACCGUGAAUAUAACAAAGCGAAGAUUUGCUCUAGUUGUGGUAUCAAUGACAUUCUGACAUCCAAUUCCACCAAUGUGACAGACAGCGAUAGAGAACUUUUUUGCCCCCUGUGUUGGGACAUGGCACCAUCGCUUGACCUCGAAAUGGAUCCGUGUUCUCCCAAAAGUAAUGAGAGCAGUGACGGCGAGUCAGAAAAACUGGAGGAUAAUUGUAGUCCAUCUUCAGAAAUGGAAGUUCUGGAGCCAGUUAUUGCUUCAACUGACGUGCACGUUGCAGAAGAAGAACUGACUGCAAAACCAAAAGAUGACAUGGUGGGAAAUUCAGUAGCAGAACAAAAAACACCUGAGAUUGAACGUCCUGUUGAACAGGAGAUUGUCGAGAUUCAACCAGAUAAAAUGAAAGACGAAAACUCUGAGAAAAUCAGCAUGCCCAAACUGCACAGCAAUGAGACUGAUGUUCUUGGCGAUGGCGCUGCAUCAGAAAAAAUGGAGGAUAAUUGUGGUCUGCCAUCUUUAGAAAUGGAAGAUAUGGAGACAGUUAUUGCUUUGAAUGCAGCAAACAGUGCAGAAGAAGAACUGACAGAAAAAACAAAAGAUGACACGGUGGGCAAUUCAGUACCAGAACAAAAAGUGCCUGAGAUUCGACCAGAUAAGACGAAAGAUGAAAAAAUGAAAAUCAAAUCAAAACCUGCAUUUCUCAAAUGUAGGUUUAAACCCAGCAGCGCUAGGUUGACUUCUGAUGACUCUGUCCUUUUCGCUCCGGAUAUUGUGCUUCAAAAGAGCCAGCCUCAAAAGAACAACCACAAAGCUGUGUCUGCAGUCAGCCGCCCUGGUGGCCAAAUCCAGAACUGCAACAGUGCCAACAAGGUAAACAAACCCAGUGAAGAAAGACCAGAUCCUCAUUUACAUGCUGUGAAAACUUCGCAGAACCACAAAGACAAAGGGAGAGAGAAACAGCCCAGUGAUUCAACACAGUUUAUGAACAAAACACUUCACAGGUCAACCAUGACGCCUGAGGUGCACAAUGAUAAUCUGUCAGAGAAGUUAACAACUACUGAGAAAAAUAAAGUGAGAUUUGCUUUAUAUGGGUCUAAAAACGAAAAACUGUGUGCCGGCCAAGGGCGCAAAUUUUCACCCCCCACUACCUUAACUGUGGCCGAUGCUUCCAAAGGUUUGUCCAAAAACACGAGCCAACGUUUUCCCGAAGGGCGGCGUUUGUCUGCUCCCGCAACAUUGUCUGCUGACUAUUCAGAUGUGAUUUCUGCCAAGCAAAAAGUUCACAACCAGUGGAGCAGCACUUUUAUACCAACAGCAAAAAAGACGCCACCUCCCAAGUCUCCACCGAAAGGAGAACCACUGAAGAAAAAACCCCUGAAAGCUCAUGAACUCUUAAAGUCAAACAUGCCAGCAUUAAAAAACCAAAUGAUGCAUAGAUCCGUGCUCCUGUCCAGCCAAGAGAUCAGCAAAAGCGUACAAAAACACUAAACUUGUGUGUUACUUUAAAUAUGCUUACUUAAACAUGGCUUGUGCAUAUGUAUGCAUAUGGCUAUUUUUUAUAAUUACAUUACUGUGCUGAAGAGUUUUACUGUUUCUUACUGGCUAAGAAAAAAAUAUUUUUAUAUAGUUUAAAACAGUUGUUUUAUUGUUUGUAGUUGUAUAUACAAUUUUAUGUAAAAAUGGGACUGGAUUACAGUUCACUUUAAAUGUAUAUUUUUAUAGUUUUAUAGUUUUGUUCUGUUAUGUGUACCUCUGUAUUUUGUUUACAGUGUAAAAUACAAAGUACUGUUUACUGGAAAAGCUUAAUGAAGAAUAAAACUAAAGCAGUUGAUUAUGUUGGAUAAAAUCUCUCGCAAUGUUUUACUUGAUAUUUGAUGUUUCACACCCUUUUACUCAUUCCACUCCGGAUUUGGUUUUACAGGAUUUUCAUGGUGAACAAAAUCUUGGGUAAAUAUUAGACCGAACACACAGGUUAAAAAUAGAUACACUGUAUGUUGGGAUGUAUAAACGCAAAUGAAAAGCUUUGAAAAGCAUUCAAGCCACAUUAUUAUGCUAUAAAGAAAAGGAAAUAAAAGUGAGAAUGGUAAGUUUACAUUAAGGUUUAAUUUAUUUUACAAUUAAGAGCAUCUAUUAUUGUUAGGUAAUGAUAAUUUCAACAUUUGCCAAUGGAUUUUAAAUAAAAAAAGAUGUGGUAACAAUAUAAACAAUUGUAUUGGUGCCAUAUGAAACUUUUUGCUUAGCUGCAGAUUCAAGAAGUAGCCCCUAUUCAUUUGAAUGUACCAUUUUAUUUUUUCCUGUGCUCAAUACAAGCAUCUUCCAUAUGUACACGUACACAAAUUCAUGACAUCCUCUGCUAAGAAAUACUAUUUGCUUCCUGUCCUUCAUAUACAGUAUGCACAUAUGGAAUAAACAUCAUUUGUAUGUCACAUAAGCUCACUUGAGUGUGUGUGCCUCUCUUUUCUUCCUUUUGCAUAUGGGUCACAGAAGUCUGUGGAUAACCAACUUAUCUGGUAAUUGACAAAGAUUAAUUAUGCUGUUAAAAUGUACUAAUAAUCGUAAGGCCAUGUUAUUUAUUAACCAAUGUCAAUAAAUACAAGAAUAAUGCCAAAAUAAAUAAACAGAAUAAUUACCGAUUGAAUAAACCUGUCAAGGUUUAAAAAUAAAUAAAUAAAAACACACAGUAAACAGAAAUAUAAAUCAUAAAAUCAUAAGACACAAUCAUAAUCACGGACCGGAACUCUUCGUUUUACGAAUAUUAUCGUUUAUGUUUUUAGAUCAAAUUCAUAACAAUAACAUUUUUCCUAGAAAUGAUUGCAGGUGUUUGUUUAUAUUUUGUUUAUAUUGUUUAAGUAUUGAAAGAACCAGGCGAUGUUAUGUAAAAUAACGGCGUAGGAAUGAAUUUGCAGUUCACCACUAGGCGUCAGUAGCGAGUUUUACAUGCAACCGUGAAUCAACCCUCAACAACAUGACGCUUGAUCAUCAGAGUGCAGCAACACCUGUUGACAAGCGACACACACACACCGCACGCCACUUACUUGUAAGUAACUUUUCUUAUAAAGCAUAGAAUCGCAUAAUGCCUUUGAAGAAGUCGUUAUGUUGCCUAAAGUCCGCUGGAAAGAAAGAUGUAUAAUUUGUUUCGGUGCGCAACUGUAUGUAUUUAUGGACUCGACCUUUGACAGGCAGCGUCAUGCUAGGCAUGCGUAUGUAUUGUUUGUCCUGUAAUCUUUCUGUAUAUAUGAAUAUGCGGUCUGCACACAGUUUCAAACCAAUUUGUUAAACCAUUGUAGAUUAACAGCAAUAAUGAAACACUCCUUUUAAAAACCCAUGACCAGUUUAAGUAUCUGAAUUUACACUGGGCUUUACAAACAAAUGUACAACAUAACUUAAUUGUUUUGCUUCCAUGCUUUUGUCGCGACGUCAUAUUAUUGCUUGCAUAUGUUUCAUUUGUACCCUAUAUGUCUAGGGUUUCGUAUGAAGAGUUUGGUGCCAAAAUGAGAUAACUAAAAAUACAGCUAACUAACAUCGUUUUUUUUUUUUCAAAAAUCAUGUUUUUUUUAUUGAGAGUUAUUAUGGCUUAAAUCAAAGCAAACCAACUUCAGUUUGAUUGAUAUUCAUUGGAAUGCACAAUAAAAAACAUGAUUUUUGAAAAUACUAAAAACGGACUUUACUAAUUUUGUUACUGACACGCACUAUGAGGACUCACUCGAUGUCUCCUACCACUCUCAGUCAGGAUGUCACUCUCGCUUUCACCAUCUCCAGCGGUCUCGAUAUCCGGUUACGCCAUCCGGCCUUCGUGUGCAGGUCCGUCGUCACCUGUGUUUGAACCCUGGACUCUUCGUUCCAGUUUCAGUGCUCGUCCCCCUGAGCCCUGCACACUUCUGACAAUUCUCUUCGUAUAUUUAUAUAUAUUUUUAGUUAGAACUACGUAAGAGAUGUCAUGGAGCACUUAAACUACAGCAACCCGGCCUUGAUCUCUGGUCUGCCCGACCCAGUGGCAGCGCUCUUACCCCUGAGCUACAGGUCCCGGUUCGCAUUCACAAGGCAAUAUUUCCAAACGGACCAAACUUUUUUAAUAAAAGUCACGUGCGAGUAAACUCUCCUUCGAUUGGUCAGAGUGCAUCUGUUUAUUUUCCGGCCGGUAACGUGAGUGAUAAUGAGCGUCAGCUGCGCGUUGUCUCUGUCUCUCACGGCGGAGCUCGGGAAGCAUUAAAGGAGGAGAAGGACGAGAGCGAACCAGGCCUGGAUUUAUGUUAUGUUUUAUUGUGUUUGUGUGGCCGGCAGUUGUUGGACUUUUGAGGCAGUCCUGCAUGUUCAAAAAUUUGUACAGAGACGUUCUCCAAAAUCGAUUAGAAGUUUAUUAUCAGAUGUAAAAAGGAGUAACAAAGCUUUGGGUUGUCAGACGACCUCCUCACUCCACCAUAAGCCAACAACCCAAAUUAUUCAAAAACACAUAUAUUUAUUUGGUAUGUGACGUCGUUCGCAUCUUCUGACUCCUCCCCUGCCUCCCAAGGAGUGCUGCUCCCUUUCCACCACACCGUGCACCACGUAUAUCUGCAAAACAUCUUUGCAACACAUCUUCUGCAACCUGCGGUCAGUUGCUAAUUUGAGGAAGUGUUCCCUAGAGACAGUUUCAUAUCGCAAAACAACAUGUAUAAAUACUUUCAGUAAAAAACUCAAUCAUCUAAUGCUUUAAUUAUGCAGCAUUGUUUCUUAAUCCUAUGAUUCAAUAAAACACAUCAAAACUCAUGAUUAUACUUAAAACAUAUGCAUUGGAUUAAUUCAUAACAUUCCUUCCCUAUGAGACUCUUUGUCGGCAGUUAUUUUGCCCCCCCAUCAGAACUAAAUGUUCUAUCAGUUUUAACCCACAUCCUGUUUUUUAUUAACUCAGCUCUUGCUGAGUUCCUCAUAGCACAGCAGUAUUUUUUCAUUAGAGCAAGCAAGCAAACACAGUUUAUAAACUCAUAAUACCUCUACAUCCCGGUUAUAUGAUGUUAUUCAAUAAAACAUGAAAGGAAACUUAUCAGUUAUCCCACACAGUCGACUGUGAGGGAGCUGUCAGCACUUUACUUUCGUUUUGUUGUUUGUUUAUUUUAUUAAAAGUUUGGUUUAACGUUCGCCGGUUCCCGCCUCCUUCCUUCCUUACUUUGAACAUUGUUACAGGGAGCCAUUAGCAAAACAAUCCCUUUUUCGUCACGCAACUUUACAUAAUUACCCAUCAUACAUUGUGAUACAGUCUGGUUCGUUGGUCCGUUGGGUCGGAUGGCUUUCACACGUCUACCGAACCGCUCCAGAGUUCGUUUGCAAUCGGGUCGAGACCACCUUGUUCAGGCGGUCUCGGAGCGAUUGUUUUGGGGCGGAUCCUAGCGCGAUUGCCGUGUUCACAUAUGCCUAAACGAAUCGAACAAGAGAGAAAACGCACCAGGUUUCGAAACAAACCCUUAUGUGUGAAAACGCCCUAAGUGUAAUUUUCCCUUAAGUGUGUCCUUAAGUUUUACUUAAGUUAUUCUCCUAUUGUCUUUGGUAAAGGAAAAUCACCCCUUAAGUGUCAUACUUACGGGAAAAACUUAAGGUGCUUUAUGCAACCCGGGCCCAGGGCCUUGCAUGGUUUUGAUAGGCCUAAACUUGGGGUUCUUGCGUUUUACACGCUUAGGGAACCUUAAAAAUUGUGGGAUUUGAAUCGGGACUUUUAGGAACCAAAGACAAGCAUUUAACCCCUUGGGUCUUGAAAUAGGGAAUACAUUUUUGUGUUUAGUUGGUAAAAAUCCUAAGCCACCGGUACGAACGCUGAAACUUUGGUAGGUGGUUAAUGGUUCAAGGGUGGUUUGCUGGAGUUUGAGUGCUCCAUAUGUGGAGCUGGAUUUUAUGGGUACUUUGUUUUAAAUAAUUGAGAACUGAUGUGAACUUUUGUAUUGACUUUGAGUCAAACCUGAGAUACUGAGCCCAUUCUCGGGACUACAACCACAGAAAGUAUAUGAAGAGUUCUCAUUUGGUUCCAAAAUGAGAACUCGGUUUUAUUUUAUUUUCAAAAAUCAUAUUUUUUCAUUGUGCAUUCCAAUUAAUAUCAAUCAAACUGCAGUUGGUUUGUUUUGAUUUAAGCCAUUGUAACUUAUAUUUUAUGUUGAAAAAAAGGGUACAAACCCUGUGUGAAGCACAGGUGAAAAAUUAGGCAUACAACUUCAAAAACACACAGGCACGAAAAAGUUUUAAAAGAAUUUUAAUUCAUUUAAAAAUUAAAAUAAAUAUCAAUGCAUGUAAAAAUCUCUUUAAGAAAACUAAAACAUUGCCCAUGUUUAAAUGUGGAAAAUUACAGCACCUUGUAAUGUUUCCAUGGAAACUCUUUAAUAAAUUAUAUCAUUUACAGAUGAUGACACACAGAACGUUACACAACAAAUGCAUCCUUGCCUUGUCAGAUUAUGAUUUUUAGGUACUUAAAAUUGCAAGAUUUUUUUCACAAGUCUUUCAUAUAUUCUUAUUUCCCCAAACCAGGCUGUCACAUCCAUUUAGAUGAUGAAAAGAACAACAAACAAAACACAGACAAAUAAUCUGGAGGAAAACCAGCCUUCUGUGUGCCUGUGAAGUGACUGAAUGCUGAUUCCUGAUUCAGACUCCGGGUGGCUCCAUCGGGUCUAUGGCUUUCCAAUGUCCUACAGCCUCCUCCAACUGUGUAGCGGAACUCCUGAAGAUUGGACACACCGUGGAAGUGCACGAAGGCCCCGGCCACCACCAAGACGUGGAAUAGCUGAUGGGAAUGGAACUGGCAACAGAAAACAGGAAAGAAUCUCUCGGGGAUCCGGGCGGCGUACAGACAUGCUCCGGUGAUGUACAGGGUGGCCAUGAGGAAGAGCCAGCCCAUUUGGCCCAUGGUGGUGGCUCUCAAGAAGCCUUCUGAGAUCAUAAAGUGCAGCGUCGGGACGACCCCGCUGAGCCCCAGACCCACAAACACACCUAUGGAGAGAACAAGGAUGGGGUCUUACCAGCUCUGACUCCGCGGUACUGCGGCGUGGCGAAGAAAUCGCACUGAGAGACGGUGAUGGCGGCGAUCCCCAGUAUACACACUACGAUCAGGCUGUAAUGCAUAUCAUCAGGCUCUUACUUUGAGAAGACGCGUGACACCCCUUCUGAGUGGCAGUAGACCGUGUGGAAGAGCCAGGAGAAGGACAGGCAGAGAAUGGCUCCCAGAAAAAACAUGCCAAUGACUAUCUUCUCCUGGAACGGCGCCACAAAUGACAUAUUGGGUCUGAACAUGUACACGAUGCCCAGACAGAGAAAGAACAGGCAACCUGUAGACACAAGUACCACGCUGGUUACAUAUUUGUGUGUAUUCAUUUAAAUUACGCCAACUGAUACUUAUGAAGGGGCGAUUUAUGUUUCUGCGGGGUUACUGUAAUAGGCCACUCCCCUUUUCAUUCUGUACAAUAAAUAAAUAAACAGCCUGCUGUGAAACAG
Triplophysa rosa is the source of this 11003-nucleotide messenger RNA. RefSeq lists its product as uncharacterized. The coding region runs from base 387 to 5045 and encodes 1552 amino acids. NCBI's taxonomy places the organism in Eukaryota, Metazoa, Chordata, Actinopteri, Cypriniformes, Nemacheilidae. The transcript has 6 exons. The record is from RefSeq and is a predicted model, not a curated record.